This is a messenger RNA of Mixia osmundae IAM 14324, 1350 nucleotides long. RefSeq lists its product as uncharacterized. The coding region runs from base 32 to 850 and encodes 272 amino acids. The transcript has 4 exons. NCBI's taxonomy places the organism in Eukaryota, Fungi, Basidiomycota, Mixiomycetes, Mixiales, Mixiaceae. The record is from RefSeq and is a predicted model, not a curated record.
GCGACGGCGGCGGCGGCGAAGUGGAUAUGGGAUGAGCAACAGCGCACGCGAGCUCAGCACAAGAGGCUCAGACUGCGCUGACACAGCGGUCGUCAAGCGAUAUGCAGCCCAAUACACGUCAGACGUGCACAAGAAGGCCAAGACCUGGCACGAUGGCUACGUGAGAGUGCAUCACUACAAUGCAAAGGCAUUUCUCCUCGAUUCAGCAUUCGGCGUGAUCGACGAGACGACUGUUCCGCGCUAUAUCUACGCCUCGGCAGGUCGGGCGCAAGCCAGCAGCUGCGUUGCGCCUACAAUCACUUUUGCACCUGAUACAGAGAUUCAAUUCAGCCGUCAUUUGAGCCGAUUGGAAGACUUUUGUCUUGAGAGCAAGACAGACCUCAAUGCCAUCAAAGAGACGCACAGCGCACGUAAGCGCAAAGUCGCUGCUGACCUGGACGGGUUUUGUGACGAUGCCAACCCAUCGUCGCCUGCAGCAGUGCAGAAGAAGGUGGCAUCUCCUUACGCCUCUGUGAUUGCGACCCAUGGCUCGCCUGCGUUGCGACGCAAGCUCUCCGAUAGAGCAAGCAAUGCCUCGCCGCGCCCGCCUGACGAGCAGAGGCGCGUUCCAAUGCUUAAGCCGAGACAGAACGCGCUCGGAAUAGUCAAGCUAAAGGAAAGCAAUGACAAACUGCCCGAGAGAGGCAGCGCGACGCCACAACCCGGCGAGCUUGGCAGCUCAAUGACCAGCGCCCUAGCGAGGGCGCUACAGUAUCAACCAUCCCACAAGAGUCCAUCAGGCUCGCUAUAUAGCUAUCAGAGGAACGCAAGUGUCGUCAAGCCAUUCAAAGCGCCUUCUCGGUCUACCUGAUCUGCAUGUAUCAACAAUCCCCCUGUACAACCCACGUAUGCUUGUUGUCCUCAAUGUGCCCCUCGUCAACAUCUCGUUAGUAGAGUCUGAUCAGAUCAGACGUAUCGCUACCGUUGUCAAUGAUGGCAUGCGAAUCCAUCAUCUCGCCGCCGGCUGCAGUUUCAUCUUGAUGCGUCGUAAAGCAUUCGAAUCGCCAGUGAUACUUCUCGCUCUUGCUGUGAUGCGUGAGCAUCGGCCCAAGACCGCCCUGAGCGAUCACUGCUCCUUGGCGGACAAGUGCCACGCGGAUCGGCUUAUUCGUGCAUACUGCAAUCGUCUCCUUGCUGAAAUCGGAGCCUAGUGGUCGGUGCAAAAUAUCAUCGCCUUCUAUUUCGACAAUGACAGAAAAGCCAGUCUGUUCGAGGCGAGACACGAUAAAGACUUGAUCUAGCCAGGCUGUGGCCUGCCUGACUUUGCGUUUGCUGUGACUCGAAGUCGUCUCCCCUGAAGUAUCUCGCGGU